AUGAAGGCGAGGAAAGCUCUUCCCAGAGAUAGCUCCAUCCUUGCUCUGGGCCCAGCCGUUGACGAAAAUGGUCUGCUGACAGUUGGAGAAAGACUACUACGAAGUGAUCAACCCGAUGAGGAUAAACAUCCAAUCAUUUUAACCGGUAAGCACCACGUGGCUACUGAUCUCAUCCGCCACCAUCACGAGUUGGUCAAACACCAAGUGCGUCUGCUUACCGAGGGAGCAGUUCGGGCCGCCGGAUUGUGGAUCACCGGCUGCAAGAGGCUGAUCACUUCCAUCCUGUACAAAUGCGUGAAGUGUGGAAAACUUCGUGGACAACCAUGUGAACAAAAGAUGUCCGACCUUCUUGUUCACCGUCUGUCGCAAGCGCCCAUUUUACAUAUGUGGGGGUAG
Liolophura sinensis is the source of this 396-nucleotide messenger RNA. RefSeq lists its product as uncharacterized. The record is from RefSeq and is a predicted model, not a curated record. Lineage: Eukaryota; Metazoa; Mollusca; Polyplacophora; Chitonida; Chitonidae. The coding region runs from base 1 to 396 and encodes 131 amino acids. The transcript has a single exon.